Messenger RNA from Amoebophrya sp. A120, 1384 nucleotides. The record is from the annotation of a GenBank genome assembly. Lineage: Eukaryota; Dinophyceae; Syndiniales; Amoebophryaceae.
CGCAGCGAUCGGUGGCGCGCACCUGCUAGUGCGUCGAUCUUUGCCUUGUCAUCAAGUGAAGACACUCCUGAAGAAUUUAGUUGCUGCUACAGCAGAUGAACAAGAUGCCUAUCCUCGUCAGCGUCACCUUCAUAAAUGUCCUGAGUAGCAGCUUGAGGCUCGAUAGCACAAGAAGUGCCACGUGUCCUACUUUGCUCAUACAUCUGUGAUGUAAGUACAUUCCAAUAGAUUUCCUAUCAAGCGCAGUCAUUUUCUACUCUUCUCUGUCAACAUCGUUGGACGCAUUGAAUUUUGAGCAUCAUCAUCUGUGUUAGUCUACUGACUACGUGACGUGGUCAGGCUGAUCUAACUAGAAGAAAAACAUGCACACCAGUGUUUCAUUUGAGGGGGAACUGCGCAAAACAGGCGGAAUUUACAAAACUCGACAGUAUGUGAAUUUGCGAAGUACCCUGCCACCGAAGUUGUUUCUGGCUUCGUUUUGUGUCAACCUGAUAUUGCACGGUGUUUUCUUUUUCUCGUGCCUAGUGCCGCUCAAUCAGGACGUUGAUAACGGAAAUACCGCAGAAGACACUCAAGAAGAGGCAAACAUAUUGGCGAUCGAUAGCACCAACGCCCAUCAGGAAAACAGGACGAAAAACGCCAACACCUUGCCACACACCGUGGCGGUGACUUCGCUCUUAAUUUUGAGUUCAGUGCUCGCCGGGUGGUCGAUUGUGCGCAAAUUUCACGUGGAUUACGCCCGAUACGCGGGCAUUUCCAGCGGGUUUCUUGCGAUCAUUCUGUUCAUCACCUGGGUCGAGCUGGCGUCCGUGCAGAAUCUGCGCUCCUUGUACAGAGUGGUGCUGCUGCUUUACAGGUGGAUGCAGGAUAGCUUUGCUGGAAUUCUCCGAGAGGAAAAAUCAAAAACUGGAGCUCCUGCCCUCGAUACUACUGCAGCCAGAAUCGAAGGGCAAGAAUACGAACAGUACCACAAAACUGAGGAUGAAAUAUUGUUGCAGAAUAGUGCAGCCUAUGACUGGCCUCAGCGAAUAGACUCAGCGAAGUCCUCACCUGCCAGGACCACGCACCUGCUGGUGGGGUACAAGAUGUGGAUGUAUCUCUUGGUGGCAGGCUGCAAUUUUUGGGCGGGCUACGCAGGAACGUUGGUCUACAGGUCCCACAGAAACUACGUGUUGCAGUGCUUCAUCCAGGAGAAUUCAAAGUUCAGUUGAAAACGAAAAGGAAACUGAAUGCACCGAUUCAAUCGAAGAUUCUCAUCCUGCAUGAAGGAGAAAGGUGCUACGUGGUAGUACACAUGAUUUUGCGUUCUGCUUUUGUGCUUCUACUUUCACGCUUUUUUUCGUUGCGUCACUGUUGUCUUCGUGAUAGCAAAGAAGUGAGUUUC